AUGGCUAACCGUUUAAGACGCAACCAACCCGGAGGUCGCCCCGUGUUUCCGUGGUAUUCUUUCCCAAGGGAUGUUGCACCCGAGAUUGGCAUUGGAUGGGACAAAGGGUUAAUGGAAUCCAUUGAACCUUAUCUUGACAAGGUUUUUAAUGGAGUUCAUGGCCAGUUUAUGUGCUUGGGGUGGCGCCGGAUAUUCGAAAUUCAAGAGGUCGUGUAUAAGGAAUUAGUUCAUGAUUUUCUAGCAACAGUUUCCUUUGCAUGGAAAGAUGGGAUUUAUGUUGAUGACAACCUCACCUUUUGCCUUGGUGGUGAAAGACGCUCUCUUAGCCUUGCCGACUUUGCACUUAGGAUGGAAAUUUACCUUCCGUCCGAGGUUCAUUCGGAGUCAUAUCAGUAG
Messenger RNA from Lactuca virosa, 396 nucleotides. Lineage: Eukaryota; Viridiplantae; Streptophyta; Magnoliopsida; Asterales; Asteraceae. The record is from the annotation of a GenBank genome assembly.